Messenger RNA from Bipolaris zeicola 26-R-13, 306 nucleotides. RefSeq lists its product as uncharacterized. NCBI's taxonomy places the organism in Eukaryota, Fungi, Ascomycota, Dothideomycetes, Pleosporales, Pleosporaceae. The record is from RefSeq and is a predicted model, not a curated record. Gene Ontology annotation, biological process: proton motive force-driven ATP synthesis. Bases 1 to 306 code for a protein of 101 amino acids. The transcript has 5 exons.
AUGAGCUUCAUCACCAAGCGCGGUCUCUCGACCCUCAUCCCCCCCAAGAUUGCCUCUCCCAAUGCCAUCGGCUCUUCCCCCAAUGCCGUCCGCAUGCAAAAGGUCGUCAACUUCUACGAGAAGCUGCCCCGUGGCCCAGCUCCCGAGCCUGAGGCCAAGGGUCUUCUCGGACGCUACGCGAAGAAGCACAUGGGCAAGAACCCAUCCGGAAGGCCGCUCGUCCACGUCAUUGGCUUCCUGAUUGCGCUCGGCUACGCCCAGAACUACUACUUCCAUCUCCGCCACCACAAGAACAACGAGCACUAA